This is a messenger RNA of Salvia hispanica, 3612 nucleotides long. Its product is annotated as autophagy-related protein 18f-like. Gene Ontology annotation, cellular component: cytoplasm. Lineage: Eukaryota; Viridiplantae; Streptophyta; Magnoliopsida; Lamiales; Lamiaceae. Gene Ontology annotation, biological process: response to starvation; autophagy. Gene Ontology annotation, molecular function: protein binding. The record is from RefSeq and is a predicted model, not a curated record.
CGGCAAAUUUCUCUCUCUAGAGUUACGAGAUUCUCGCGAUACACAAAUCUUUUUUCUCUCUCACCUCAAUCUCUGAAUAUCAUCGAAACCCUUGAGAAUUUAAUUUGUAUAAAAAACUUUUCAAAAUUCUUGAUUCAAAUUUGUAUAUAUCAACCUCGUAUUCUUUGUAUUAUAAAUUGUCAAUAGAAAUUCUUUGAUUUUUUUCCUAUAAUUUUGUUGGUCAUAGAUAUAGGUAGAAACAACUGUAGAGAAAAAAGAAAAAAAAGAGAACACACGCAACAAAGGAGUUUUUUGAGGGAUUUUGUUGUGUGAUGUAGUUGAACCUGUAUGCAUACCGCCGCUUUUGAAUUAUUUCGGCAAGUAGUGACUAGUGGUUGUGAUAAAUGUGAAGAAGCGAAAUAACAAGUGCAGUCGAACCAUCUUUAAUUUUUUUUGUUUCGAUUUGCAUGAUUAUUGGAUGGAUUUUGAGGUGUAAACCGUUGAAGCAGACACCUGUAAGUCGAGGGCUUUGAUCAUCACUGUGAGUUUUAAUUUUCAUUGCUGGAGGUUGUGAUCAUUAGAGUGGUUGAGCAUCUAUGCGCGGUUUUUUUGUUGUGGGGAUUGGCUUUCUUUCAUUUGGGGAUGAGGAAUGAUAGCCAGAAAAGUGGUGAUGGUGGAUCAGUGGUGCCGCGGGGUAGAGUUAAUAACGGGAUACUUCCCAAUUUUAGGACCUUUUCGAGCUACCUUAAGAUUGUUUCUUCUGGUGCCUCUACCGUUGCUUCCACUGUGAGGUCUGCUGCAUCUGCAGCUUCAGCCAUUGUGGAGAGGGAGAGGGAGAGGGAUGGUGACACCAACCAUGAUCAGGUUUCCUGGGCCGGGUUUGACAAACUAGAGCUCGAAAAAGAUAAUUCACGCCGAGUGCUCUUGCUGGGCUUCAGUUAUAGAUUUCAGAUCUGGGAUGUUGAAGAUGGUGAUAAUGUGCAUAAUAUAGUUUCAAGGCAUGAUGGCCCUGUUUCAUUUAUGCAAGUGCUACCAAAACCUCUAGCGUCAAACCAACCUGGGGACAAAUUUGCGGACAGUCGCCCAUUGCUAGUUAUUUGUACUGAUGGAUCCUUCUCUGGAGAUAUUAAAGUUCAUGACAGAUCAGCUCCUAGUAAUGAGAUGGGCCAACAAUGCAAUGGUUCAGUUAAUGGUACUUGUAUCCCAACGGUGGUUUGCUUUUAUUCCUUCAAAUCUCGGUCGUAUGUACAUCUCUUAAGAUUUCGGUCUGUCGUCCAUUUACUGCGAUGCAGUUCUCGUGUUAUUGCUGUCUUACAAUCAAAUCAGAUACAUUGUCUUAAUGCUUCUUCACUUGAGAGAGAAUAUACAGUUCUUACAAAUCCAGUGCCAACUGUAUCUGGAAAUAUAGGUGUUGGACCACUUGCUGUGGGACCCCGGUGGAUAGCUUACAGUGGGAGCCAAGUUGCAAUUUCCAGUGCUCGCCGUGUGAGUCCUCAACAUGUAACUCCUUCACCAAGUUUACUUUCUCACUCCUCAAGUGGAAGUCUUGUUGGACAUCUUGCGCGAGAGUCAAGCAAACAGCUUGCUGCUGGUAUUGUUACUUUGGGUGAUAUGGGGUAUAAGAAGCUAUCAAGGUACUAUUCUGAGCUGUAUCCUGAAACCAACAAUUUUCAAUCAGGGAGUGGUCGUCUGAAGGUCAACGGCAUUGCUGAUGGACAUUCACCUGAUGAUGACAAUGUUGGGAUGGUGGUCGUCAGAGAUAUUGUCAACAAAGAUGUAAUAGCCCAGUUCAAGGCACAUAAAAGCCCCAUUUCGUCGUUGUGCUUUGAUCCAAGUGGUCUUCACUUAGUGACUGCCUCAGUUCAGGGUCACAACAUUAAUGUCUUUCGGAUUAUGCCUGGCUCAUCUGGAGCUGCUUCUCAUGUCCAUCUUUAUAGGCUGCAACGUGGUCUGACCAACGCUGUUAUACAGGACAUAAGUUUUAGUAGUGACAGCCAAUGGAUUGUGAUCAGUUCCUUAAGAGGGACAAGUCAUAUUUUUGCUAUCUCUCUCUCAGGGGGAUUAGUUAGUUUGCGGUCUACUGAUUCUUAUUCUAGUGCAAGAAACAGGGUAUCUAGCUUGAUGACAAAGCCUGCAGUUCAUGGAUCACCAAAUUCAGGAUUGCAGGUGCUGACUCAACAAACCAUCUGUGCAUCAGGUCCCCCAGUUAACCUUAAUGCUGUCAGCCGAAUAAGAAAUGGAAGUAAUGGUUGGAGAAAUACAGUAAGCGGUGCUGCUGCAGCUGCAACUGGGCGGUCUAGCUCACUAUCUGGUGCAGUCGCAUCUGUUUUCCACAACUGCAAGGACGAUGGUAUCUAUGGAGACCAGAGUUUGCUGAUGAAAAAUUAUUACAUGCUUGUUUUCUCUCCAUCUGGAUGUGUGAUACAGUAUGUUCUGCACUUUUGUCCUACUCUGGAUGGCGCGAUGGCUUCGCCUGGAGCAAGUCUCACUUCUGAAUCUGGUAUUGAUAAUGAUGCAAGAGUGAUGGUUGAGGCAAUGCAGAAAUGGAAUAUUUGUCAAAAACAUAACCGAAAGGAACAUGGAGAUAACAUUGACAUGCAUGGUGAAAAUGGGAACUCAGAUAGCAGUAAAGUAUAUCCGGAAAUAACGAAACAUGAAAAUGGCGCAUUUUCUAAAUUUUCUUGUUCAACAAAAAAUAAAAAUAUAAUUUCUGAAGAAAAACAUCAUAUGUAUAUAUCUGAAGCGGAACUUCAAAUGCAUCAAAAGCAGAACCUGGUGUGGACCAGACCUGGGCAGAUUUAUUUUCAGUCGAUGCAGAAUGUUGAUCUAGCUGAAGGUGAUCAUGGUGGAGAAAUUGAAAUCGAAAGAUUCCCUGUUCGUAUGCUUGGAGCAAGGUCAAAAGACUUAGUUCCAGUUUACGAUUAUCUUCAAAAUUCCAAAGUUCAACGCGGGGGGAGGAUUUCUACGAGUAGUCUAGACAUUAAUGGCCACUUUCAGCCUCAGGCAUCUAAUUCCUUCGAGUAUGGGACGACUCCUGGCAGGCAUCUUUUGGGUUCUCUUGAUUCUAUUACCAACUGUGGGUCUGGAAGGGAGAAUGAAUCAGACAAUGGUCUCGAAGCAAACGGUGAAGAUGGUCUCCAGAUGUUAAUUGAAUCUAGCAGGGGACAUGUAAAUAACAAUGAUACCCCAACAACUGACACCGAGCAAGAGGAGACUGUAUAUACUAGAGCAAACACUGAGGGGGAUAGCCAACUUGGAUCUGUAAAUAAUAUAGAUGGCUUGAACAUGAAAAACCAGUUUGAAGAAGAUGACGGGUUUUACUGAGGUAAUUCCUCCAGUCCUGCCCAGCAUCAGGUGUGGUGAUAUUCUUUUAUUAUCUCAAAAAAAUGGUUGUGGGCGGAAUAGACAUAUACAGUGAGAAGCAAACACUAGAUGUUUUGAAUUGAUUGUGGAAGUGUGCACCUUUUGUCAUUUUACAUUCUGUGACAGCAGAUGUGAAGAAAAUUUAUCAGGUCAUAAUCUCAAUAAUAGCCGCCUGCUAAAAUAUGCAUGUAUACUUCAUGUUUGCAAUGUAUUGCUAUCUUCUCUAUUUCGUAUUUUCGUUCAUAUGAAAAUAUUAAGGAAUUUAAUUCA